Molecule: messenger RNA, 1527 nt
Organism: Didymosphaeria variabile
Lineage: Eukaryota; Fungi; Ascomycota; Dothideomycetes; Pleosporales; Didymosphaeriaceae
Exons: 1
Coding region: 1-1527 (508 amino acids)
Source: RefSeq, a predicted model, not a curated record
AUGCUGAACAGCACCACCUGCGAUGAGGGGACCGGAUCUCCGCGCUUCCGCUUCAUGGACUUGCCACUCGAACUACGCGAUAAGAUAUACGAAGAGCUCCUCUGCAAAUUCAAGGCAGCACCGUCUUAUGGCGUCAAUGAUGUUGUCCAGCACAAGCCUUGUGACUACUACGUCCGCAACAUUCACACAAACAUCCUGCAAGUCAACAGGCAGAUUUAUCACGAGGCUUACCCUAUCAUGGUCAAAAUCAACCGCUUCAUCCACGUCAAGUUCUUUGGUGGACUGCCCCUCGAUCACAUGCUCGAGACCUCUACUCGGCGCGUCAUCUGUCAUCACAAAGGCGCGGUGGAAGCUUUCAAGGGUUUCACCAUGGCUGUGUCAGUUACGCCUGAGGGCGUAGCCUGGUUCGAUCCCGAAGAUCACUUUCUUGUUGCCAAGGCCAAUAAGGUCGCUACGCACUGCAUGAUCCUGGGGGAAGACUGCGCGGGCUUGGUUAGAACGCUGGGUAAUGUGCACAUGCCGAACCUGGGAAAGACACUGGAUAUCAGUCUGGCUGUGGCGCCUUAUCUCAAUGACAGAUCUAUCAUCGAGAAGGAGUCGCUCCAGCCGUUCUUCAAUGAAGAGGGAACUCAAGAAAGUCUUCUAGCCCCGUUUCGAGAGAAGCUACGCGGUGUGGAGAACGUCAAGAUCACAGGGGUGGAACCAAGCCUUGCAAGCGCAGUGAAGGAAGAUAUAGCCAAAGAUGAGUGGACUGAUCCGCAGGCCGUCCUUAUGGAUCUUCAAAUCGCCAAACAACGCGGAAACGACUUCUUCAAGGCCAAGGAGCUGCGUAAAGCCUCACAAACAUGGGAAGAAGCAGUGAACGACAUCGAACGCAUCCACCAGAGCAGUUCCUGGAAGCGUCUCUGUGUCUUGGGAGACACGGCGUUCAUCGACGCUGUGGUUGAGCUCUACUUUCUGAUUUGCCUGAACAUCAUCCACGUCCAGCUCACCGGGAUUGAAAAACCGAUUCGCGGAUACCCCCGCACGCACGACGCCUACGUCUAUCUUUCUCUUGCAGAACAGCAGAUUGAUCGGGUCAUGAACGCGCGCCAGUCUGAUUGGUGGAGGAGAGAUUACGUUUGGGAGCCCUCGGAAGUGCAGCUCGCCAAAUUUAUGUUCAGAUGGGCGAUGUGUAUGAAAGCGGGUUCUUUGCUCAGAGACCAGCCGCGAGCUAUGUUGGAUGCGUUGAGGACAUUAGAAAUGGCCAAGCAUCUCGUCCCAGAUGAUGCCGCCAUUGAGAGAGAGGCGCAAAAGGUAGAACUUGAGUACGACAGGAUGAUAGCGUCUAUGACGCAGGAAGAGUUAGAGGUGAGCGGGGUCAUUUCUGACAUUGAUUUUGACGACGAGGAUGAAGAUGAGGACGAAGAUGAGGAUGAAGAUGAGGAUGACGAUUGGGAAGACGAUGAUGAGUUCGAUGAUAUGCCGGCUUUAAUGAGACAGGAUGAAACGGACGACGAUUAUUCGGAUAUGCCAGACUUGGUGUAA